This is a messenger RNA of Leptidea sinapis, 13729 nucleotides long. Its product is annotated as probable sodium/potassium/calcium exchanger CG1090. The record is from RefSeq and is a predicted model, not a curated record. Gene Ontology annotation, molecular function: calcium channel activity; calcium, potassium:sodium antiporter activity. NCBI's taxonomy places the organism in Eukaryota, Metazoa, Arthropoda, Insecta, Lepidoptera, Pieridae. Bases 240 to 2252 code for a protein of 670 amino acids. Gene Ontology annotation, biological process: intracellular calcium ion homeostasis; calcium ion transmembrane transport. Gene Ontology annotation, cellular component: membrane. The transcript has 16 exons.
CUGAACAGACGCCCGUGUCGCUAAAUCACGCCUGAAACAGUCAAUUUUGAGUCAAACAAGUCAAUUCGAACCUUCCAUUUUAUAUUAUUCAUGUCAGAGUGAGUUUGAGUCGGGUAUGAGUGAGUCGCAGCGAAAGCCGGUUAGUUAGGGGUGGGCUGAGUAUUACGUAAUAGUUCCGGGUAAAAUCAAUACCGGGCGAAUAAAUAGAGGCGUCGAGGACAGCUGGCGAGCAGCCAGUCAUGGAACCCGCGAGGAUGCGUAAGCCGCGGCGGCACCGCUGGCUCACCUUAUCGGUGUUCUUCAUCGCCUACUCCGUGUUCCAAGCCGUGGUGGGCACGCCAUCCGAGCCCGCAGACAAGGCUGGCGUUACUCCAGACAUCAAAGUGACUCCCUCAGCGCUGGGCACUACUAAACUGGAAGAUCAACAACCAAUACCAAGUGUACAAACCAAGGAAGAGGUGUCUGCAGCCGCUGGAGGAAAAAAAGCGAUGAAAGGACUCGAAGAAGAGGAAGAUGAAGGAGAGAAGAAGAAACAGAAAGACGCUGGCUACGUAGACGAUAAAGAAACAGAAGAGAUUCGCACAGAAGAGAAGCAGGAAGAGUUAGACGAAUCUAUUCCCACUGUUCACCCGCUCAGGAACUGCACCCCACCUGCCAUAGAACAGUUUCCCCGGCCGCUGAUGGGUCAGACGGUGAGGAAACAUGGCGGCCUCAUCCUGCACGUCCUGGUGGCCGCGUUCACCUUCAUCGGACUCGCGAUCGUCUGUGAUGAAUACUUCGUCUCUAGCUUAGAUCGCAUCUGUGAGGAGUUGAAGCUGACUCCAGACGUAGCUGGUGCUACUUUCAUGGCCGCCGGAAGCUCAGCACCAGAGCUGGCCACGGUGGUCAUUGGAGUCUUCUGUGCGCAAGAUGACAUCGGGGUGUCGGGUGUGAUCGGAUCAGCUGUGUUCAACAUUAUGUUCGUCAUAUCGGUGUGCGCGCUCUGCGCCGGCACCGUGUCUCACCUCAACUGGUGGCCACUAUGCCGGGACUGCUUCUUCUACGCCAUCUCAAUCCUGGUGAUGCUGUGCACCAUCGCCAAUAACUACGUUUCAUGGCCCGAGGCGCUGUUUAUGUUGAUAAUGUACGGAGUGUACUGCGUGGCGCUGCGGUUCAACACGGAGCUGGAGCGCUGGGUGCUCACCUGGCCACUGCCCUUCAAGCUGCCGACACGAGAGGAGCAGGCCGCGCUCGUCACCUACAAAAGUGGAGUACCUGCAGCCGUGGCUGCAGCCUCCGCACCCUACGCUAACGUCGAAGGUCAGAAUAAUGAGUCACCAACGGAACCACCAGCGUACAACCCUCAAGGCGCGUACGACAAUGCGGCGUACAACGCGGAACCGGCGCCCGUCUGGGAUCCCAACUCUACUUGGGACCCGAACAAUGCCUGGGAAGAAACCACUCUGCAACAGGCCGGGCCUACUCCAGUAUACAACCAGAACAUCCAGAACACCCAGAACACAUCACAGACCCAGAACGUCCAGAGCCCGCAGACGCCUGGACAAGCAGAGCAGCAGAAAACACAACAGGCUCCACUACCGCCAGCAUAUUACAAAGCAAAGGAAUACAACCCAGAGACAGCCAUCGAUCCUCUCGUCAAACCUAUUGGAGCAAAUCAUUUCCAGCUCUUCUACUGGUACAUCGCGUUCCCAGUACACUGGUCCUGCCGCCACACCAUGCCGGACUGCCGCGGUCGCUGGUACCCCGUCACCUUCGUCAUCUCCAUGCUCUGGAUCUCCUUCUACUCCUACUUCAUGGUUUGGAUGAUCACUGUCAUCGGUUACACCCUGGGUAUACCGGACACGGUGAUGGGUCUAACCUUCGUGGCAGCUGGAGUAUCAGUGCCUGACGCUCUAUCUUCUCUGGCUGUCAUUAAGGAAGGGUAUGGUGACAUGGCGGUGUCCAACGCUGUGGGCUCCAACGUGUUUGAUAUCCUGGUAUGCCUGGGCUUGCCCUGGUUCAUCCAGACGGCCAUCAUACACCCGGGCAGUCACGUCAACGUCAUCAGCAAAGGACUGAUAUACUCAACGCUGUCACUAUUCUCCACUGUUAUAUUUUUGGUGCUGGCAACCCAUGCCAACGGUUGGAAGCUCGAUAGGAAAUUUGGUGCAGUGCUUAUGGUAUGGUAUUUGCUGUUCAUCACACUGGCAAGCUUGUACGAGCUCAAUGUGUUCGGAAUAUUCCACCCCCCGGACUGCGACUCAAUUUAUUAGACUAGUAAUACUACAUCUGUGGUAUCUAUUUGUUUUAUUUAUCUACUUCACUACUACGACAAGGAUCUUACUGAAUGUACCUAAUGUGCAAACAUGUAAAAAUUGUCCUUAUCUUUGGUCAAUUAUAUAAUUAUUUAUAUUUUGCGUGAUAAUGGUUAUUUUUACCACAGGUUUUGUAUGUAGAUUGUAUUUACCUAGAAUAUACUAAAGUUAUGGAGUUCGUUCACUGUAUGUGAUAGUGAAAUCUGUCAAAAGUGACGUUGACGAGAUGGCGCACCUAUUUCAAAUUCGAUAUUAUGUUCAUAAAAGAAGGCCAUUUAUGAGUUUCGCAAUGCUCUACAAUUCCCCAACCUAUUUAAUUAAUUUUUUUAAUGCCAUCAUUUGAAAGUUAUCAGUUCCAGUACUUAGUUACCCAACGAUACCGGUUAUUAAAUUUUUAAAACUAAAUCAAAUACGAAAUUACAGUAAUAAUAGUUAUAUUAUAAUUAUGCAGAUUUUGGGUAUAUUACUUACUGUUGGUACUCAUAGUUAAAAAACGUUGUGUGUUGUUGUUGAACGAUCACUCGUUUAAAGUGAUCAAAACUCAAAAAUUGCCUUCCAGUUUCUAGUCGGACUCCAAAAUAUAUUCGUACAAAAUUUUUAGAUAGGUAGUUAUAUAGAAGGAAAACGUCGAGAAUUAGUUCAAUGAACUUUUUUGUUAGUAUCUGUUGUUAUUUUGUUGUAUCGAUUUAGAAAAAAGGUGUGUACUUAUGCAUGCACGAAAGAUGUUAUACUUCUUUGGCCUAUCCAAGCAAAAGUCAUUAAAAUUAUUUAUUCCUCGUGUUAUUCUACGUUUUAAGAAAGAACAAUUUUGUAAAAAUCUUGCAAGGAUGGCUUUGACAAUUAAUAUUAAAUAUUGAAUACGGCUGUAUGUGCUUGAGCCCUUUGCCUGUACUAAUAAUGGACGAAGAAACCAAAAAAAUUACGAAUGACGCAAACGUCAGAAAAUUUUAGAAACCAACUUCAAGUUUCAACCUGUUACUAUUGUGUUAAGCGCGCGCAAAUUUAACUCACAUCAUUUUUUCAUAACGCGCCUAAAGAAGUAUAACUUCAUAAAAACAAACAAAGUACCUAUUCAAUAACGUUAUUUCUAGUAAAUUUAACAUUCUAAUGAUCUGGACUUAGUCGUACAGUUACGGCUUACCCUUACUUAUCUAUAAACAAUUAAACAAGUAGACAUUGUUUAUAUAAUAAACAAUUACACAAGGUUAAAUACGCGCUUUUUAUAAGGCACCUAAAUCAUAUCAUCCUGGAAGCACCGCGUAAGGAAUCUCAUUCCGUAGUUUGUUUGAAGUUGUUUUAAGUUUGUGUUUAACAUAUUUUGUAUGGCUCUUGUUUUGUUUUCUUUAUUGUUGUUUAAAUAUUUAUUUACAUAAGACAUGUGUGUACAAUAUUAUAAUAAUUAUUUAUCGUAAUAAUACCUUGUGAGUGAUGGACAAGCAAGCUGUACACGUGAUUAAAUAUCGCGUAAUCGUAUGGUCAAUGUGCACGUUGGCGUGUUUACGAAAUUACUUAGAUAAUUUGUACGUCUAGAUAUAGCCUCUUGGUGCUAGACAACCGAUAAAAACAGGUCAGGAAUAUUAGUUUAGUGUGAGUGUCACUGAAUGACAAGCUACGUCUUACACUCGCGAUUUAUAUAUGACUUUGUGUCAAGUGUCAACUGUCAUCCUCAAAUAUUUACGACAUAUCCAUACUAUCUAGAUGUAUAAAUGAUAUAAGUGAAAUUAGUUCUGCAGUAUUAGACCAGAAGGUGCACAAAACGUAAUACGGACCUAUGUGUUGGUAGAUACGUUUUUAAUAUCAAUGUGGUGUUUGGAUAUAUUUUUGAUGCUGGACCAAAAUAGAAAAAAAAGCAAUUUUAUGGUUUAACGAAACCACGAUGCAUGUGAAGUUUUAUUCACAAUAUAACAUAUUUAUAUAAGCAUAGACAAAAAAAAUAUGUGUGCAAUUCACACGUGGUAGAAGUGAAACCUUCAAAAAUUUUAGCUUCAAUAAUUGUAGGUAGGGUAAGUCCUAGUACAUGUUGCUAGGAUGACACAUGAUUCCAACCGCUAUGAAAGACAUUACUAUAACCGCUACUAUAUUUAUGUUCUCCUAGUAUCUAUGUCGACGAGCACAUGACGUCAGAAUAUAUUAAUGUUUCGCUGAAUCCUAUACAUUUCCUAUACAUCUGUUUGUGUCUCUAUCGUCUCGCUUUUUCGUUUCAUCGAGUUGCAAAUCACAACGAUUCUAAAGAAGUUUCACUUGAAAAAUCAAAUUUACAAAUUAUGAUUUAUAUAUUCAUAAAAUAAAGAUAUGUAAUAAAACACCUUUGUCAGGUGUGGGCUUCGAACCUACUCUACCUCUCGGGAACCAAAGCUUAAAUCUGGCACCUUAGAUACGAGCCAAAAUUUUAGGCGAUAUAAUAAAAGUCUCACUUUAAAAUACGCGGCUACAGUCACUACGGUGCUCCGUAGCGAAAUAUGAUAAAAAAGUUAAGGGCAUCAAAAAUUUUAUGAAAUUGUUUGAACACUUUUGGCAAUGCUCUUGUGAUUCCUCUAUUGUUAUAAAGGUGACAUGAUCUCGAUGAUCAUAUGUGUGCGCCGGGGUGAUGAAAUAUCGUUAGGGGACCCGCGUGUAAGUUCCUAUGUCCUCCUAUAAUAUUCAUAACGAAAUUUACCCGUUUGUCCUGAACAGACAAACGCCUCUUUCAAAUUAUUUACAGUUAGUCCUCUUUCUUUCCUCUGAUGCUGUCGACCAUACGUUGAUGUAACUUCUUUAAAUUUUUGUCCUAUCUCGUAUAUCGACUCCUACGAUUUUUUUUUGUAGAUAGGAUACCAAUUAAUUCAAGUAUUACUCCAUAAAUCAACUCCCCUUUAUGUGUGUCCUGUUUAUCUCCAAUUAAUGUUCUUUCCAAGAUAACAAUAAUGAACGAUCGGUCCCAAUCUUCCCAUCAAUCUGUGCAAAAACCAGAGUUUGAGCAGACCCUUACCGCUUAUUAGGACCUUCUGUUACAUUCUGUCUGUCUGUUACAUUCAAUCUCCGAACUUUACAGGAACGAUUUUCAGUUUAGUAUUUAAUCGCAAAUUGGAGCGAUGACGGCUUAUGAGCUUUGUAAUGUUAUAUCGAGAAGGAAGACAUGAGUAACGGAUCAGUUGAAACAAAGUUAGAGUCUUUAUUACUCAUAUUAAAUGAAGUAAUUUAAUUUCAUUACAUAUUUUGCGGUCUAAUCAGUGCUACUGUUUAUGUAAUCCUAGUGAUACUUUUAAAAGUGGAUCGACCAUGGAUCGUGGGGUCUACCAUCAAUUAAGCCCCAAUCCUGUCCACAGAUGGUUUCAUAUAUAAAAGAUUACAACUACGUUUGGGAUUUAUAUCUAUGUGUAUAAUAAUAUAUUUUCUAUCGCUUAUUUAUUGUUUGAACUGGUUGAAGAGAGAUAAAAAAAGUAGAAAUAGCUUUAAAAUAUGAAAUUAUGUUAAUUAUUAUGUAGUCUUUGUUGUGUUUUGUGAGAUUGAUGUACAUUUGUUAAUUCUUCACUCUAGUAGUAAGGUGAUAUGUAAAGGCGUGAUUUGUAACAAAAUAUUAUAAACGGCUUUAAAUAAUAUAUCUGUAGUUAUAGCGUUGGUAGACUUUAGAGGCACGGUGGAGGACUGUGCAGGUUUCCAGAAGCAAAGACUUGACAACAUAUUUAAAUCAUGGUGGAAUUAAUUACUAUUGAUUUUGCUCUGAAUAAUCUUUCCACUGCAGACUGCCAAACACAUUUUAGAUUGGAUUUAAGUCUAUCUAUAACAAUAAGGUCUCUUUCAGGCUUUCAGUGGAUCAAAUCAGAAACACAAAAUACCUAUUACUAAACUGAUUUACAAACAAAAGUAUAUAAAAGUAGGUAAGUACUUAGAAUAUAUAAAGAUUCUUUUAAACUCUUACACUCAGUGCAUGUUGCGUUAACUUUAAAGUCAGUAUCAGAAAAAUAUUACUUAUGUUAAUGUUAUAUUAAGGCGAAGGGUAAGCAGAAAACACGCAAACAAGGUGUUUUAGACAAGUUUUGUGGUGAAAAUAUAGCACUUGGAGCUAUGAACACUACUUCAUCAUGUUACACAUACCCUUAAGUCUUAUUUGUAGGUUGGCAAUUUUUGCUGUUGGUAAUAGUUAACACUCCAGAGCUAUUUUAAUCUACCACUUUUCUUUGCAGUUAAACAAGUUUUUUCUCGGCAUGACGCAUUUGUUUAGUACGACUCUCAGAGAAGUUAUUCUUAUAGCUUGUACUUUUUUUAAGUAAUCAAUAGUGAGAAUUGUAAGCAUAUAAACUGUUUGCGCCUGUUAAAAUAUUAUGUAUUCUACGCAAGAAUUUCGAAAAUAUAGGCUUUGAUACAUAGAUGGCGGGCCGACAGCCGUGAGCUCAUAUCGCUCAAGGUCGCUGGCGUUUAGUGCCGCCUUAAAAGCAAAAUUAUUUCAAUGAUUGCAGGUUUACAAACAGUAAUGUUUAAGUACAAAAUAUUAAAAAAUCUAGUACUGAAGUUAUGAAUUGUCACCUCUAGGUACUUUACUACUAUUAACCACUUUACUGGCAGCUGUCAAAGUGCCUGUUUGAUAUUCGCCAUUUUGGCGCUGUUGGCUAUAGCGAGAGUCUGCGGUACUAAAACUAAUGAUGACGACCUCAGCUAAACAAACAUCGAUAGAUGGUGGGAAACUAUUUACAAAAAAAAAAUAUGUACUUUAUUACAUUGAUUCCUGAAGUAUAAAGAACAUGGAAAACGAACGAAAUUAAUUAAAACUGCAAAAAUACUUCAGAGUACUGUACGCUUCUCUCGCAGCGUAUUAUAUUGCGUCAAAAUUAGUUUUCUGGACGCUCACGGGUGUCGCUUCAAAUAGGCACAAAAAAAUCUGUCAAACAUAUGGAACAGCCUGCCCAGUGGUAUUUACUAUUUAUGCAGGUCAGUGGUUGACACCGACCACUAUGAUCGCAACGUUUCUUGCUAGCAAGAUUUUGAGUAGAUGUAGAAGAAACCUAUACUUAGCUCAAACCUAAAAUAGCUUUAAAUUCUAAAUGACCAAUAGUUCGUUAUUUGUAAAUAAAGUCCUAAGUAGGUAUCUGUUUCAGUUAGAAUGUUGAAUGUAAAGAAAGUGAAUCGUAGAGUCGCAUGAACUCAAAAUUGUAUUAAAUUCCGCGUCUUAAUACUUAAUCUAUGAUCAACAGUAGAUAGGUACUGUGUACAACCCUAUCACAGUAGUCACAGAUGGAUUUAGUACCUUCCUACGUAUCUUACCUUACCUAUCUUAUACUUCUCUAAAUAGAAUCCUAAAAAUCGAACUAUCUACCAGGCUAGGGAAACUCUAAGAAAAAAGCGAUUCACUCGAUUACAAGAAUUGUGCAGUCAGUAACAUGUUGACAGAUGACGGCUAUAAUCUUGUCAAAAACGGAGAUCCGAAAUUCACUACGUUUUAUGCAACCGUUCGCUUUAAUUUAGCCGCACUAUACUUCGUGGCCAGCGAUAAUGUAAUUACUACCAUUUCAAACUUACCUCUGUCAAAUGACUGCACCACUUCCCUAUAUAUUAUUAUACUCUUUGGACUGCACGUUUCAUACUAAACUUAAUUUCAUGUUUUACUUAGGCAGUCCCAACUCUUCUUACGCAGUAUUUACAUCCUCUUUGCUAUGUAUUUAAGUCCUUAUGCCGUGCCAUGCUUUGGUUGUUAAAACAGGUAUGUACCUAUAGAAUAUAUUUAAUAUUGGAUAAUAUAUUAUUAAUUAUUAUCAAUUCUUGUACUACCAAAAUAUGGCCUAAGCAUUACAGCUUGCAACAGAUUUAUUGAGGGAUAUAAUUUAUUUUGAGUCAGACCAUAGAUAAUUUAUAUUUAUUGAGGUUCUCUAGUUGUAACUUUUGCCUAAUUAGUAAAUAAUACAUUUUCACGAAAUUGAUACCAUAUCGCACAAGAGACACACGUACCUGCAUUAAUCCCGUUAAACUGAUAAAUCGAGUAAUAAAACAAUUGUGUAUUUCACAAAAUCUUAGUUUUGUUUCAAUACUAUGUACCUAAUUGUUUAGUUUAACUUAAAGGGCCCUCCGUUACGUACUGGCGCUCUAUUGAACAAAUAAACUAUUUCGUGUAUUAAUUAAGUACCUAAGUAUAUACCUUAUAAAAGGAUAAACGUAUAUAUUCUAUGUAAGCAAGUUUGCAAGCGCGCGCAUUCCCAACAUACUACGAAGUAUUAACGUUAAUUUUUUAAACUAUAAUAUUGUACGCAAAGCAUUUUGAACCAUUGUUACAUCGACACACGACGAAUUAUUAAAUAUUUUUGACAAUAGAUUUUUAGUACCUAGUAAUAGGUUUCUAUUUUUAUAUCUAAUUAUUAUUUAAUCUCCACGCUGUAUAUUAAUUAUCUGCUAAGAGAUUUUUCAAUUUCAUAUAGAUCUUGUUAUAUUAAGUUUCUUCCUUUGAUAUUUUCUACCUCAUUGUCUCUUCCAAUUUAUUUUUAGCCAUUGUCAUCUUGCUGUUUAGACAGCCGAUAAAAACAGGCCAGGAAUACUAGUUUAGUGUGCGUGACAAGCUACGUCUUACACUCGCGAUUUGUAUGACACUUUGUGUUAGUGUGCGUGAAUUAGAGGUUAUUGUAUCAAUUUUUUCGACGUUUUCACAGCUGUCAUAGUCUAUCUAGACGUAUAACUGAUCUAAGAUUGUAAGUUUAUCAUCGCGUUUUCUUUGUAUCAUGCCAAUUUAUCUAGUUAGCAAAUUAUAUUUUAUUUAUGAGAUGUAAAUUAACAUAUUUGUAAAUAUUCAACAUUGUUUCAGAUUUAUAACACACUGUAUGUAAAAUAAGUUGAUAUGUGUAUAGAGUCACGAGAUUUGAAUUUUAACUGCCGCUUACCCUUUUCCAACGUCGACGUAAUGCCACAAUACGUAUGUCCCAACUUUUAAUUAAUUAAUUAAUUUUAUAUGACCCAACACUGUAGGGUUGUAAAUAUUGUAAUUAUCUGCACUAUUAUAAAGUGGGUUAUUAUUAAAUUAUUAUGCUGGAGAACUUAGAUAAUUUAUAAGUCUAGUUUGUGCCUUUGCUGUUAGACAACAGGCCAGGUUUUUUACUUUAAUAAGUAUACAUGACAGCUACGUCUGACACUAACGAUAAGUCAGACACUUUGUUAGCCUAGCAGCUAUUCUUUUCGACAUUUAUACAGCUGUCACAAUCAAUUUUUUUUUAUGACAAUAAGGGAUGAGACCAGCAGGAAGUUUAGCUGACGGUAGUUGUAACGCUCUGCCCAUUACAAUGCAGUGCUGCUCAGGAUUCUUGAAAAACCUACAAAUUCUGAGAGGCACCACAACUGCGCUCGUUACUUUGAGACAUAAACUGUUAAGUCUCAUUUGCCCAGUAAUUUCACUAGCUAUGGCGCCCUUCAGACAUAAUAGUAAUGCUCACACAUUACUGCUUCACGGCUGAAAUAGGCGCCGUUGUAGUACCCAUAAUCUAGCCGGCAUCCGGUGCAAAGAGCCUCCCACGGUCUAUCUAGACGUAUAAAUUAUCUAAGAUACAGAAGAAAAGGAUUAUCCAAGGGAAGAGUUAAAUACAUUGACCAGUUGACAGCUGUCAUAUUUUUUUAUUUGUUACUCUACAGUGACAACGCCGGCCAAUAGUACAAAAAGCAUUCAGUCACAUUCUGCCAUACGAUCGUUGCAGGAUAGUCAUUUUAUAAAAAAAAAUGUAAUAUUUUUGACAACUAAGUAGUUUAGACCGUACUCUGUAAAGUAAGGGACAUACUAUACUGCUACCUGCUGGAUCCAUUAAAACUUCCCUUCGAGCACUUAUAAGUGCUGGUAGAAACAUCCACAUUUGAAAAUAUUCAAUAUAAUAAUAUGUACUGUUUAAAUUAGAAUAAUGUUUUUCUGUCUAGGCCCCAACGUGUAAAUAUAAACAAAAAUUAAAAAUGCAAUAAGUACCUAUAGAUCUAUUUGACAUUGCUUUUAUUAUAUGUAUCGUAGAUUAGUUCUUGGACAAUAUUAUAUCUUAACUAGUAAAUUAGGAGCGUGGUAGUAAGUCAAUGGAAUCGAAGUUUCGAGAAAACUACCAAUAUAAGAAUAAUAUAUCUUACUUUGGAUGUCUGCUGCCAAUCGUUACUGGUCCUGUACAUUGUAGCGGGCCAUUUCAGUUACCAACACAAGUGAACAUCUUACCCUCACCACUUGUAUUCCUAAAGAAUUCAUACUCUGUGUCAUUAGUCAUCUGUUGUGGUAGUCCCCUAGCUGUUGUGUCAAAGGUUGGUACUCCAUAUAACUCUCGAUUGUCUUAGAGACUCGUCUCCCUAAACUGUUGACAUCUUGCCGUUAUAGUUUAAGGAAAAAACAGUUCAGUUAAAUAGCUAUCGCAAUUUAUUAAAAUUCAUAUAUUUUUAUCUAAAGAUUUAUUGAACGUCGGAACCUACCACCCUAUCGAAAAACCUAUGCCUGAGAAGAACGGGCGCAAGAAACUUGCCGAGCUUCUAUGCAAAUUUAUCUCCAUUCUUUAUUAUUCGCCAUGGGCAAAGAUGGCUAUAAUAAGUAUAUUAUGCAUCAUGGAUAAAUUAUACACCCCAUCCUUAUAUUAAAAACCAUGUUUUAUAUGAUAUUGAUUAUAUUUUAUGAUCUCAUGUAGAUUUGAUAAAUAACGUUUAAAUACUUAGAAUCACAUCGCAUGAAAUAAAUAUUCAAUUAUAAUGUCAAUUCACUAACAAUGUUCUAUAAUUGUGUGCCUACCCUAAUGUUAUAUAAUAGCUCUAAAACUGACGUCAUAAUAUGACAGUAUUUAAAUAUUAUUAACUUUAACUGUCACAUUGACAAAUAAAUUUCCGGUUAAGUUGCCACGGCUAGUGUAAGAUCCGUAUUCUAGAUGGCGUCUCUAUACUCACUAUACAGGAUGUCCCAAAGUUAUGGGGACGUGAAGGGAAAGUACCUUAAAUAUCGAAGAUAGGAGAAGAGUUAUUAGUUUUUGGCCAUUCUUUCGAUUGGCAUCAUAAAAGUAGGGGUGGUUUUUUUACAUUUAAGUCGGUUCGAUUCCCAGACGAGGCAAGUAAUUUUUAGAAAAUCUUUGAAUGCAGAAUUACUAACUUUUAAAAAUAACAUAAAGACUUCUUUCAGUAAAAUAGCCUAUCUUCGAUAUUUAAGGUACUUUCCCUUCAUGUCCCAUAACUUUGGGACAGCCUGUAUAUUAAAUAUACGGGACGUAGACGCAUAAAUGAGACAACAAUCGUUCAUAGAAUAUUCUGGAAGACGAAAUAUUUUUCAUAAUAUUGUGGGUCUUGGCGGUAUCUUACUCCUACCAGGAAUCUUUCUAGGCUAGGCCCCCACUCAUAUUAUUAUUGUAUAGUUAAUUUUGUAUCUUUAAACAUCACUAGGUAAGUACUCUCUAUUUAUGCCGUUACUAGCUCACUCAAAGUGACUCUAUAUAUCCAAAUAACAUCAUAUCCAAACUUAAAAAAGAUGGAAGUCGUAUUACAGGUAAGUCUAACUGCCUAAUAUUUCAAUUGCUAAAACAAAAUGUUCUUGCCUCGUGUUCGCGGCCAUCUCGCCCGUGACGUAGUAUUUCUAUUUCUAAUGAGGGUAUACAAUAGACUUUGAACAUUACUGCGACGAAAUAAGGUGUUAACUUGAAUGAAGGUUUUAUUUUUAUCGGUAUAAGUUAAUGUGGACGCAUAUACAACGCUGCUCGGACAUUUUUUGACGACCUUCUAAUAGGCGAUUGUGAGUCUAGUUGGUUAUCAAUAUUGAUUGUAGAUUGUUAUUGUUUUUACAAAACGUAGUACGGACGCGAAGUAUGUACGAGCUAUGUAGGGUCUUACCAAAAAAUACAUAAUUACUUACUCAAUUUUAUUUUACUUAUUUUGGCUGUAAGCAAACAUCAAGGUAAAGCUAAGAUAUGACCCAAUUUCAUCUAACAUUAAGAAUUUAAUUACUCAAACAUUAUACUUCAGACUCGCAUUACGUGUCUGUGUGCUUUAGUCAACACAGAUAUUUAGGUUAUAAACGAAAGCAUAAUAAUUUGUGUAGGUAGGUACCUAAUAAUGGGUUUCAAUAUGCUUUCUGAAAUGUGAUUAGGUUGUACCUGUUAAUACUAAUUCACGCGCUUUGUAAUAUCUUCUAUAAAUAAGAGCUAGUGUACCAAUUAGUGUAGAAAUAUCCAUGAUUAUGUAAUAUAGGUCUAACUGGAGUGAUCCAUUAAAUAAUAUUGCCAUAUUACUAGGGCUGCCUAAAUCAUAUAUUUGCAUCUAGUAACAAAUCUUUUUUACCACUUCUAAUAUAUUAGAACUGUAAUAAUAGAAUUAUUAUAUACCCAGAUUUAAUUAUUAAUUCUGUAAUAAUUCUAUUAUUAAGUAUAAAUGAAAUAUCUAUCUCUUUUAUAUAUACCUUGGUUUUUCUGAAUAUUUGCAAGGAUUUUAAGCUGCCUGAUAUUUCAACUGUGUUUGAAACGUUAUAAUGAUCAAUGGCCGACAUAAAGGAGAAGUCAUUAGAGAGCAUACUAGCAAAACUCUCUAAAAGAACCGAUUCACUCGAUUGUAUGAAACAUACAGUCAUUGAGAGAUUGACAGGUGACGGCUAUAAUCUUGUAAAAAAAAGGAGAUGAGCAACUGUUCGCUUUCAAACUUAGCCGGAUUAUACGUUGUGACCAAUCGCAAUACUGUCAUUACUAAUAUUUCAAACUUAUGUCAAAUGACUGCAUGUUUCAUACUAAACCAAAUUUUUACUUAGGCAGUCCCAUCUCUUAUAACGUAGUAUUUACAUCCUCGUUUACAAACGUUUGAAAUGAAACCGCUAGUAGUAACAUUAAUAGAGAUAUUAAUCGAUGCAGCGUUAUUAUAUCCGCUAACACUACCAACUACUCGUUACUUAAUCGCUUCAUGAUAUAAAUGACGUUUGUAUCAUCAUCGAAAUAACAGAAAACUCAAAGAUUAGAUGGUAGAGCUCUUUCGGUAGGAUUUGCAAAAAAGACUAAGCCAUAUUUUAUUUUAUUUUCCUCACUUAAGUUUACUUUUAAGAUAAAAUAAGUGUUCACAGAACCCGAAGGUCUGUGAUGCAUAAGUGUAGUGAUCACGGCCUCCAAUACCAAUCCGUUGAAACACUAGAGGAAAGCCGGCAUUUAUUGUUUAAUACAUCGAUGAUAUAAGCGACUUUACUAUUUAUAUAAUAUCUAGUAGACACAGCCCUAGUUGUGUUUGAGUCAUGAGUUGAUACAUGAGUCAGUAGAAAUUGUACAAAUAAUAUUUAUACAUUUGUUUAGAGAAUGUAACUUUUUCAAAUCUUUAUAAUAAUAUUAUAACAAAUUUAUUUUUUAUCUGUUGUAGCUCUUAAUCUAUUAUGGUGACAGUUGUGUUGCCCACGUUGAAUGUAGAAUUUCACUCUUUACGUGUUCGUAGAUCACAACGCCUGUUUGAAUAAUAUUAUGUGGAAAUUGUUAUUUAUAACUGUAAGAUGAUGUUAAAUAAAUUAUCCAUAUUGAAAA